GAGCUUUCAAAUAAAUAAUAAAACACGGUUCACAAAAAUGUAAAACGAAUUUUAUUGUAACCGGAAAAAGAUCCUUGACCACGCCACAAGUCAGCAUAUACUUAAAAAUCCAAUAAAAUGAAAAACUAAACCUAAGCCACAGAUAAAUGUCGUAUGAAUACAAUAGAUUUUUAAAUCACAUACAAACAUAAACAAUGUCAUCAAAACGUUACGUUGCCCAUUGGCUAGCCAACGUGCUGUGUUACAACCGUACUAUAACGCCAUUGCUCAUCAUAAUACUCAUGUGCCAGAAAUGUCAUCCACAAAGACUUGAAGUACCCGUCGAGGCGAUAGUUGAUCCCAAAUUUAGUUCUCCAAUUGCAAAUGUGACGGCGCCCGUGGGACGUGAUGCCUUUCUCAUUUGUGUCGUGCAGGAUCUGGGCUCGUAUAAGGUUGCGUGGCUGCGUGUCGACACACAAACAAUAUUGACGAUACAAAAUCAUGUCAUAACCAAAAACCAACGCAUCGGCAUUGCGAACUCGGAGCACAAAACCUGGACGAUGCGUAUACGUGAUAUUAAAGAGUCAGACAAGGGCUGGUAUAUGUGCCAGAUCAACACGGAUCCCAUGAAGAGCCAAAUGGGCUACCUCGACGUUGUAGUACCGCCGGAUAUCCUAGAUUAUCCUACAAGCACGGAUAUGGUCGUACGCGAAGGCAGUAACGUGACGCUCAAAUGCGCUGCUACCGGUUCACCAGAGCCGACAAUUACAUGGCGACGUGAAAAUGGAGUGGCCAUCGAGUUGGCCAACGGAGAGGAGGUACCCAGCAUUGAAGGUACGGAUUUGAUAAUACCGCGCGUUAAGCGCCAGCACAUGGGCGCCUAUUUGUGCAUUGCCUCAAACGGAGUUCCACCUUCAGUCAGCAAGAGAAUCACGCUAGUGGUGCACUUUCCUCCUAUGAUUACCGUGCAAAAUCAACUGAUUGGUGCUGUGGAAGGCAAAGCUGUUACUUUGGAAUGCCAAUCGGAGGCAUAUCCCAAGUCGAUUAAUUAUUGGACACGUGAACGCGGCGAAAUUGUACCACCGGGCGGCAAAUAUUCAGCAAAUGUCACAGAAAUCGGCGAUUAUCGGAAUGCCAUGAAACUGCACAUCAAUCCACUCACACAGGCAGAAUUCGGAGCCUAUCGGUGUGUGGCCAAAAACUCACUCGGCGACACAGACGGUACCAUCAAACUAUACAGAAUACCACCGAACGCUGUGAAUUAUGUGGAUAACUAUGAAGCACGGCACAAAGGCAAAAAACGCACGAAAAGCUCCGAAAUGUAUCAUCCAGCGCGAGCGCAGGAGCACAGCGGCGAGGAUAUGGAGAAUCCAGGUAAACGAAAAGCCGAUCUGAGUCUUAGUGCCGAGACCAUGGACAGCAUAUAUGGCCAAGCCUCGGCAGCUGCGUCACUGCGCCAAAGCCAUCAGAGCCAUGUGAGAUGGGGCUUCAUGUUGUUGUUGCUGGCUUUGACGUCGAUGAGGACGAGGAUGACGAGGAUGACGACAAUGCUGACAGCCUUGCCAACAACGCUGUGGCAAAAAAUUCAACAGACGUUGUUGCCGCAAACACAAACACAUGUUUGACACUGACGGGGCCGAAUGGCAACUGCCCCAACUUCAGCCACUGGAGGAACAAUGCGAUGAUGGCGCUGGCUCUGAUUCGGUUGCCACUGAUGAGGAUGAUGAAGAAGAUGAUGAUGUUGAUUGAGUUUGUCAAUGUCAUAUGCUGCUGGAGUAUUUAGUGCUGAUUUAUGGCGCAACAUUUUAGUUAAAGUUUGACAAGUUUCAAGUAACAAGUUUCAGCUAACAAGUCAAUCAGGCUUCCUUACCGCUCCCACUAGUCCCCCUCUCUAGCUCUCUUUCACACUCGCUAUUAA
Molecule: messenger RNA, 1897 nt
Organism: Scaptodrosophila lebanonensis
Lineage: Eukaryota; Metazoa; Arthropoda; Insecta; Diptera; Drosophilidae
Gene: DIP-eta
Product: limbic system-associated membrane protein
Exons: 11
Coding region: 195-1604 (469 amino acids)
Cellular component (GO): neuron projection
Source: RefSeq, a predicted model, not a curated record